AUGAGCUCCAUUCCACUUUUUCGUACGCCUGAAGAGAUCACAGCAGAACUAGAAAGGCAGCAGCAAGAAGAUGAUGAGUUUGAAGAAUCGUGUUCAGAAGAUGAGGAUGGAUUAUUGAUGAAUGAUGAUGAUGUGGACGAUGAGUUUGAUGCUGAAGGACCAAGACAUGAUACUCAGAUGGAGAUAGAUCCAGAGAAUAGAGAAUUUUUGAUUGGGAAGGAUGGCGAGACUAUAUGGACCAAUAAGACUCUACAAUCACCAUUUGGACGGACUCCAGCAAGGAAUAUAAUAACACACUUUCCUGGUGCCAAAGGAAUAGCUAAAGAUCUGAAGAAAGAGAUUGAUCUAUUUUCUUUGUUUGUCACUGAAGAAAUGAUGAACAUUUUGGAACGUUAUACAAACGAAGAAAUAGAGAGAAAAUGCUCCAAACAUGAAUGGUUGGCCAAAGAAAGGUACACACACCCUACCAAUGUUCCAGAAAUAAAGGCUCUGAUAGGACUUUUGUUUAUGGCUGGAGAGUUGAAAAAUUCUGGACUGAACCUACAAGACCUGUUUUCACCAAUUCAUGGACCACCAAUUUUUCGCUAUGGGAUGUCAAAAAAUCGUUUUCAGUUUCUUCUUCUAACUCUUCGCUUUGAUGAUAAAAACAGUCGUGCUGAGAGAAAAGCUAAUGAUAGAUUUGCUGCUUUCAGAGAGUUUUGGGAAUUAUUCUUGAAAAAUUGUAGAGCUUACUACACUCCAUCAGAAUAUGUAACAGUUGAUGAGACUCUACUCAGUUUCAGGGGACGAUGCAUAUUCCGGAUGUACAUGAAGAAUAAACCGGACAAGUACGGUCUAAAAAUAGUUUCCCUAUGCGAUGCAAAAACGUAUUACUUCUUAGGAGGUAUACCAUAUCUUGGUAAAGAGAGGAGAGAGAUUGAAAAUGUGUCGAAACCCACAAGUUAUGUCCUGAAUCUAGUAGAUUCUCUGAAGAAUAGUAAUAGGAACGUCACCACAGAUAACUGGUUCACGUCCUGUGAGUUGGCAGACAAACGCCCAAAAUGCCAGACUUCCCAAAAUGCUUCGCUUGUCAAUCAAACAUCAUCUAGGUGA
Nilaparvata lugens (brown planthopper) is the source of this 1092-nucleotide messenger RNA. RefSeq names its product piggyBac transposable element-derived protein 4-like. Lineage: Eukaryota; Metazoa; Arthropoda; Insecta; Hemiptera; Delphacidae. The record is from RefSeq and is a predicted model, not a curated record. The transcript has a single exon. The coding region runs from base 1 to 1092 and encodes 363 amino acids.